Molecule: messenger RNA, 1620 nt
Organism: Cynara cardunculus var. scolymus (artichoke)
Lineage: Eukaryota; Viridiplantae; Streptophyta; Magnoliopsida; Asterales; Asteraceae
Product: laccase-15-like
Exons: 6
Coding region: 1-1620 (539 amino acids)
Biological process (GO): lignin catabolic process
Cellular component (GO): apoplast
Molecular function (GO): hydroquinone:oxygen oxidoreductase activity; copper ion binding
Source: RefSeq, a predicted model, not a curated record
AUGACGGUGACAGAAGCAUCAUAUACUCGACUUUGUGAAACGAAGAAUAUUUUGACGGUAAACGGGCAAUUUCCGGGACCAACACUAUAUGCUUAUGAAGGAGAUACGGUUUAUGUGAAGGUCUAUAACCGUGCAAGAGAAAAUAUCACCAUCCACUGGCACGGAGUAAAGCAACCCAGGAAUCCAUGGUCCGAUGGUCCUGAAUAUAUCACACAAUGCCCAAUUCAACCCGGCGAUACGUUUAACUACAAGAUCAUAUUUUCGAUGGAGUUCGGGACGCUUUGGUGGCACGCUCAUAGCGAUUGGUCUAGAGCAACGGUCCAUGGCGCUAUUGUAGUGUAUCCCAAGCAUGGCCCAUCGUCGUAUCCCUUCCCCAGGCCUGAUCAAGAAGUGCCCAUAAUUUUCGGCGAAUGGUGGAAGGAAGAUGUAAUGGAAGUAUUGAGGGAAUUUGUCGAAUCAGGUGGGGCACCUAGAAACUCUGAUGCGUAUACGAUCAAUGGUCAGCCUGGUGAUCUUUACCCGUGCUCGAGUCAAGGGAUGUUCAACUUAAAUGUGAAAUAUGGCAAGAGAUAUCUUUUGCGUAUGGUAAAUGCAGCGAUGAACGAAAUCUUGUUUUUCGCGAUCGCUAAUCAUUCGUUAACCGUUGUCGGAGCUGAUGGCAGCUACACCAAGCCAUUUACGAACGAAUACGUAGUCAUCUCCCCUGGCCAAACACUUGAUUGCUUGUUAGAAGCGAACCAAGUUCUACCAAGAAGCCACUACUACAUGGCAGCCAGACCGUAUUCUCCCACCACCAGUAUUCCUCUCGAUAACACCACCACUACCGGAGUUGUUCGUUACGACAAUGAUGAUGACGAUGACAUUUCAAUGACUAUAUUUCCGUCCCUACCUUUUUACAACGAUACCAUCGCUGCUUUCGAAUUUCUUGGUGGCCUCAGGAGCUUGAACCCCCCCUUAUUCCCGUUAACUUCUUACGAUACGCAAAUCCUUUCCACCGUUUCCGUAAACACAUUCCCGUGUCGUAAUAAUUCCUGUAGCGGGCCGAACGGUACACGAUUUGCGGCUAGUAUGAACAACAUUAGUUUCGUAUUUCCGUCCACAAUUGACAUACUUGAAGCAUACUACUAUCACAUCAACGGCGUGUUUGGCACACGCUUUCCUAGCGUCCCUCCGUUCAUCUACAACUUUACCUCCACCGAUUUACCGGCGAUCCUACUGACACCCGAGUGGGGAACGGAGGUAAGGGUGAUCGAAUAUAACUCAAUCGUACGAGUCGUUUUUCAAGGGACCAACUUGGUCGUGGGACUUGAUCAUCCUAUGCAUUUGCACGGAUUCAAUUUCUAUAUCCUCGGAUGGGGAUUUGGUAACUUCGACAAAGACAACGACCCGUUAAACUAUAACCUCGUUGAUCCUCCAUUCCGAAACACCGUUCUCGUUCCGGUAAACGGAUGGGCUGCGAUUGCGUUCAAGGCUCAUAACCCCGGAGUAUGGUUUCUACACUGUCAUUUGGAACGUCACUUGACAUGGGGGAUGGAUACAGUGUUCAUCGUGAAGGACGGAAAAAGGAUCGAAGAACGCAUCCUACCACCACCCAAUCACAUGCCGCCAUGUGUGCUUUAA